Molecule: messenger RNA, 1666 nt
Organism: Marasmius oreades (fairy-ring Marasmius)
Lineage: Eukaryota; Fungi; Basidiomycota; Agaricomycetes; Agaricales; Marasmiaceae
Exons: 3
Coding region: 32-1414 (460 amino acids)
Source: RefSeq, a predicted model, not a curated record
GCCUGAGCUUGUCACCCAACGACCCCCAACGAUGGCACCUAAAGGUGGACACAAAGCUGCCCUUCGCCCUCAUUCUCGCACGUCCUCGGUCACAAAAAUUGCCACAAAUCUUCAAUUCACACAAAAAGAACAAGUUUCCAGAAAUCCCGACAGACCCAAGCUAAAGAAUGGCCACGAUGGACAUUCGAGGCCAGCUAUUCCGUCUCGUGUUUCUUCCAAAGACCAGCUGGCUCCUUUGAACAAACGUCCACUCCUGCCACCCGCCACCAGAUCUAAACCUGCAUUUACGGUCACUGUGGGACCUGAAGAUGGCGAAGGAGAUGAAGAUGAAUGGGUUUCAAGUGAGAGCGGUAUCAACACUCCCAACCCAGUAGACGGUUCUGGUUCAGAGGACGAGCUGGACAACAUGGCUACUCCGGUGGAAGUACACCGGAAUCCCCUGCACAAUCGAGCCGUUGCAUCGACUGAACCGUCCGGGAAGGCUGAUUCAAAUAGUCGAAUGGGAGCACAAAUGCUAAUACCUCGUGUAGACCCCUUGCGCCCGAAUUCCGGUUUUGACACAGCGCAAGUGAAAGCCGGGACCACGUCAAAUACUCCUCCAAGUCUCGUGGUGCGACCUCGUGCAGAAGAGCUGCCAGUUUCGACUGCGCCGCUCAGCACAGUGGAACCAGAGCCCCUCAUCAAGAAAGCCCGGCCUGCCAGUAUGGUGCUGCAGGGAAGCCAGUUCGAAUCUUCUUCCCUCGACGCUAGGCCGACUGCGCCACGACUGACAACCAAACGUCAAGCGUCUACGCGUCCCCCGUCCACUCAUUCUAUAUCCAGCAAGCACGACCAUGCUGCACUUCGCCCACAUCCACUUAUUCGAGGUCAUUCGUUUGGUCAACCCGCUGCCCCUUCUCGUCCUGCGCCUCUGGCACCUCUUACAACCUCGGAUGCCGCAUCAACUGUUCCUUCUUCAUCUCCCACCUCCCUUCGUGCGAAACCCCCCGGUUCUCCAUCUACUAUAUCUGCCUCUCCUACCUCACCCUACCCUCAAUCUGCCAUAGUCGGACCUAAUUCUCAUCCACGAAGAACGUCAGUCUCAUCUGCUAGAUCAGUUGCAACCCUCCCGGUUCUCCCUUCCGCUCGUGAAUUUACGAGACCCAGUCGAGACCGAAAUCGAACUCUAUCCACAAUUUCUCAGUCUUCCUCUUCCGCGGCAAUAUCUUCCUUAGCUCACUUGCCGACCGUCACUCGUCCGCCGACUCCUCAGAUGAUAUCAUUCUUUCCGCCCGUCAACACACAUCAUACGGUGGAAGGCAUACACCCGUUACUUCCUCCUCCAUAUCUUAGUAAUCAUUUAACCGUUCUAGCAUAUCGCACUCCACUUAGGGAGUCGUAUGACAGGAUUCUAAAGGCGAAAGCGGCCAGAUGAACAGUAUAGUCGGGUGAUCUAUUUAUCUCGUAAAUAAGUACUUCCUGGACUUUUUUCUAUUUGUACACGCCAUAAUGGCUUUAGCUCCUGUACCAGUACUUUCGACUAUACACCACACUCAAAUUCCGUCAUAAUUAUCGGUUGAUCAUGAUGAUACUCGGAACACACGCGAGCUAUGUACAGUACUUGAAUUUUAUGCUGGGGGAUUAGAAAAUUUAACAUGACGCGUUAGUACGCCACCCUGCACCCAGC